Messenger RNA from Saccoglossus kowalevskii, 1140 nucleotides. Its product is annotated as BMP-binding endothelial regulator protein-like. The record is from RefSeq and is a predicted model, not a curated record. NCBI's taxonomy places the organism in Eukaryota, Metazoa, Hemichordata, Enteropneusta, Harrimaniidae.
CUGAAACCAAGAAGUGUUGAAGAAUGAUGCAUGCCGGUACUUUGAUAACCAUUUUCUGCAUUGUCGGUUUGGGGUAUGCCGCAGAUCCAGAUUUCACGUUCACCUGGAUGGACUGUGCUGCCAAUUUCUUAGAAGUUACAAUCGGUCCAACUUCAACUGGUUCCGUCAAAUUUCAUAUCGUCGAUGUAACUUCGGGCCAAAAGGUGGCAACUGAAAUCCAAGAUUACGGAACAACUGUGGUUUAUACAGUGCCCGAGACGUUGGAUAACAGCGUGGAAAACAAAGUUACUGGUCGUGGUUUUCGGGUGCCGCUUCCAAAAUGUGGUAAUGGACAGUAUGAGCCACAUAUGACGACGUUCGACGGUUACAAGUUCAAUUCCAAUGGUUAUUGUUCUUACACUUUGGUCAAAAGUUGCGAUGACACCGUUUACCCAGACUUUGAAGUCACGGCCGAUUUCAGAGGAAAGAACUAUCCGUACGAACCUCCAACAUUCAUGGUUGCAUUUAACGUCACAUCAAAUGGAAAGCAACUGAUCCGAAUUAACGAGGACGAUUCCGUAUUAAUCAGCGGAAAACCGAUGACUGACUCAUUGACGGUGAUUGACGAUUACGUCGGCAAAGUAAGAAAGGAAAACGGUGUAAUCACAGUAUAUCUGAACGAACUUGGAUUCACUCUCAAUUGGAAAAGACGGGGGCAUGGGAUGUCUAUCACAUUAAACGAUGAGUACCUGCAUGGACGUGUUUGUGGUCUGCUAGGUAAUGCUGACGACAACCCGAAGAACGAUUUUGUAACGCCAGACGGACAAAGGACGUUUGACUCUGUGGUUUUCAGUGAUAGUUGGCAGGUACCUGGCAGUUGUCCUUAACAUAACUGGUCAUUCCCGCAGCACACAUAAUGAAGUUCAAAUCUUGUCCACGCCAUUACAAAUACGUUUCUGAAGAUUUAUUUUCAGUAGUCAUGAUACAUGUAUUUUCGCUGAUUUACUUUGAUUGGGGUUUGGGUGCUAUACAGGUUAUCUAAGCGAAUAUUAAAUCUACUUUGCUUAUUGAACGAUAUUCAUUUGAGACCGAUUGUAACGAAAAUCAACGCUAAUAUUAUACAUUAUUAGUCACACAAGGCAAUAAACUUCAUCAAAAAUG